Molecule: messenger RNA, 708 nt
Organism: Trypanosoma cruzi
Lineage: Eukaryota; Euglenozoa; Kinetoplastea; Trypanosomatida; Trypanosomatidae
Exons: 1
Coding region: 1-708 (235 amino acids)
Source: RefSeq, a predicted model, not a curated record
AUGAAAAAGAAAUCGUCCAUUACUGUUCCACACAAAUUUAGAAGUCGCCUGGCUGCCGUGUGGCCACACCAAACUGUCUGUAUAUAUUUUGCCCACAAGAGAAAAUUGAAAAGAUGGUUGCGUGUGCUUCAACCGUCCGACCCUCCAUUUGUCCGCACAUCGUUUAUAUUUCAUGGGGUCAUCUGCGUGUUGGUGCUCCCCUCAGCCCUUUCAUCGGCGUGCGAAUGCGGCCCGCAGAGCACAGUCACUCGUGUGUGUGGGGACUGGGAGAAGCACGCAGACAUGACGGCAGUCGCGUCACUCCAUCGGGGGAGUGAGCGCAGCAAAAGAAAAAAAUCAUCAGGAGGGAGAGAAAUGCUGACGGGACUGCCAGCGCGUGAAAUGAACACGAAAAGCAAAAAAAAAAGAAAAACACGGCGGCAGGGUGUGGCUGUGUGUGUGUGGCGCUGCGGGUGUCUGCCCGCCCUCGCCGCAAUAAAAGCAAAACAAGAGGGAAAGAAAUGUGUGCUCCGCCCCACAGGCCCUCGUCGCACGCCCACACGUCACGGCUCCCUCAGCGCGCCGUUCGUCGCGGCCCCUCCUCAUGCGUGCAGCAGGCGAGGCGCACAGGGCCGUCGUCAUGAGCGUGUCGGUGGGUGUGCGAGUGGAGCAGUUGGGCGGGAAACACACGGCACCCCUCACAGGAAGAGUGCAGCAGGAAACAAUUAA